This is a messenger RNA of Lodderomyces theae, 1296 nucleotides long. It is a transcript of the gene CDA2, whose product is annotated as chitin deacetylase. Gene Ontology annotation, molecular function: chitin deacetylase activity. The coding region runs from base 1 to 1296 and encodes 431 amino acids. NCBI's taxonomy places the organism in Eukaryota, Fungi, Ascomycota, Pichiomycetes, Serinales, Debaryomycetaceae. The transcript has a single exon. Gene Ontology annotation, biological process: carbohydrate metabolic process; ascospore wall assembly. The record is from RefSeq and is a predicted model, not a curated record. Gene Ontology annotation, cellular component: prospore membrane.
AUGAUGAAGUUGCAAUACGCCAUCACGUGGGUGUUUUAUUUAUCGUCAUCAUUCAGUUAUGCAUCGGAGUAUUCCAAAAGGUUGAGUGCCAAGAUAUCGUCGGUGAUCUCACCCAAAUUCUACAGCGGCAAAGACCACAGAGGUGUGAGUGGUGCUGGCACUGGUGGUCCCGAUAGCAGAGUGUUUGAUGGUUAUGUUUAUGGACAAACUCCCGAUUUCCAUGUUCAACGACAAAUGCAGCAACAAGUGAGCCAUGCUGAGCAAGCAAACGCAAAUGCAAACGCAAAUGCAAACGCACAUGCCCUUCCGCCAAUCCCAAACCCAUUUGCUCCUAAAGCUCCCACUCCAGUGCCCGUUUCCAAACAACAUGAACUCCCGCCGUCGCCCAUGAUCUACCCGCCGAAACUACCCUUCCCACAAUGGCUAACUGACUUUACAGGAUUGCACGAAUGGCCCGGGUUGGAUCCACCCUACAUCCCGCUCGACUUUAUUGAUUUUAACAAGAUUGUCCCUGUGCCCCUCCACCCACAGGCCAGCUGUUCUGCCAUGACAUUACGAUCACCCUCGCUGUGUUCAUUUGACUGUUUCAACUGUGUUGAAGUAGAUGACGUGUACACGUGCCCCAAACUUUCGCAAACAUUUGACGAUGGACCUAGCCCCUAUACUUUGAAAUUACUUGAUGCAUUGAAUUUGACACAUACGCAAACGACGUUUUUCACAUUGGGAGUCAAUAUCGUCCGCUUUCCUGAGGUUUACCAGUUGGCGAUGCGGUCCGGACACAUUAUGGGGUCGCAUACGUGGUCGCACAAGUUUUUACCAGGGUUGAGCAACGAGGGCAUAAUUGCCCAGAUUGAGUGGCUGAUUUGGAGCAUGAAUGCCACGGGACACCAUUUGCCGAAAUGGUUUAGGCCACCUUAUGGUGGGAUUGAUAAUCGGGUGCGGCUGAUUUUGCGCCAGUUUGGCAUGCAGGCGGUGUUGUGGGAUUUUGAUACGUUUGAUUGGAAGAUGCUUGAUCAUUCGAAUAUGAGGAACGAAGAGGAUGUGUAUAAUGACGUGAGAAAGUUUAAGCAGGAGCGAAUGCGGGGGAGAGGAGGCGCAGGAGCUGGUGGAGUUAGUGGUGGUGGUAAUGGAGGCUCUGCUGGAGGACUAAUUUUGGAGCAUGAUGCUAUUCAACGGACUGUGGAUGUGGGGAUUGAGAUAUUGAAGAAUGUGGUUGGUGGUGGCAAGGAUCACCAGUUGACUGUGCCCAAGUGUGUUGGUGGGAUAGAUUAUAUAAAGUCGUUCAAGAGGGAUUGA